Messenger RNA from Microtus oregoni (creeping vole), 2926 nucleotides. RefSeq names its product protein phosphatase 2 regulatory subunit B'alpha (gene Ppp2r5a). Gene Ontology annotation, cellular component: nucleus; protein phosphatase type 2A complex; cytosol. The coding region runs from base 633 to 2096 and encodes 487 amino acids. The transcript has 13 exons. Gene Ontology annotation, biological process: protein dephosphorylation; signal transduction. The record is from RefSeq and is a predicted model, not a curated record. Gene Ontology annotation, molecular function: protein phosphatase activator activity. NCBI's taxonomy places the organism in Eukaryota, Metazoa, Chordata, Mammalia, Rodentia, Cricetidae.
GCACGCACGCGCCCCGGGCCCCCCUCCCCGCCCGCGCCCCGGUCGCCCGGACCAGCCGCCCUCUCAAGUUGUAGCAGUCGCUCGCCCGGCGUGCUCCGUGGGCGGUCGGUAGGCGCGCGGGGGAGAGCGAGGGCGACGCUGCUGGGGUCGGGGCGCCGGUGGCCGCCCCGGGCGAUGAGGGGUCGGCGUUGACAGGAGAGGCGAGCGCUCGGCGGCGGCUCGCGCGGACCCGCGAUGGAAGCGCCCCGGGAGGAGGCUCCCGGCCGGGAGGACGGCGCGGGCAGCGGCCGCUGAGGAGCCUCCGGGGCUCGGUGCGCUCAGGGGACGCGAGGCGCGCUCGCUCGCCCCAGCCGUCCAAACUUCGGGCUCGCCUCCGCCCGCCCUCGGCGCCGGGCGUCAGCAACUUGAGCGGCCCGCGCGCCCCAGCCCUCCCCUCCGCCAGCCCCGGGAGGCGGCCGCGCGGCGCGGGGAUGCGGCCGUGAGGCGCUGUCGGACGGGGAGCAGCUCGCGGAGCGCGAGGGCGGCGCGGCCGGAGCCCGGGGCGCAGGGGCGCAGGCUCUGCGCGCCCGUCCCUCGCCCAUUUCCCGGGCCAGCCGCGGCGGGAGGUGCCGGGCGCCGCCGGGGUCGCGGAGAUGUCGUCGCCGUCGCCGCCCGCGCCAGUUGCCUGCGCCGCCAUCUCGGCCUCGGAGAAAGUGGACGGCUUCACCCGGAAAUCGGUGCGCAAGGCGCAGAGGCAGAAGCGCUCGCAGGGCUCGUCGCAGUUCCGCAGCCAGGGCAGCCAGGCGGAGCUGCACCCCCUGCCCCAGCUCAAAGAUGCCACUUCAAACGAGCAGCAGGAGCUCUUCUGCCAGAAGCUGCAGCAGUGCUGUGUGCUGUUUGAUUUCAUGGACUCUGUUUCAGACUUGAAGAGCAAAGAAAUCAAAAGAGCAACACUGAAUGAACUGGUUGAGUAUGUUUCAACUAAUCGUGGUGUAAUUGUUGAAUCAGCGUAUUCUGAUAUAGUAAAAAUGAUCAGUGCUAACAUCUUCCGUACGCUUCCUCCAAGUGAUAAUCCAGAUUUCGAUCCAGAGGAGGACGAGCCCACACUUGAGGCCUCUUGGCCUCACAUACAGUUGGUGUAUGAAUUCUUCUUGAGAUUCUUGGAGAGCCCUGAUUUCCAGCCUAGCAUUGCAAAGCGAUACAUUGAUCAGAAGUUUGUACAACAGCUCCUGGAGCUUUUUGAUAGUGAAGACCCAAGAGAGCGCGACUUCCUGAAGACGGUUCUGCAUCGGAUCUAUGGGAAGUUUCUUGGGCUGAGAGCGUUCAUCAGAAAGCAAAUUAACAACAUUUUCCUCAGGUUUAUAUAUGAAACAGAACAUUUCAAUGGUGUGGCUGAGCUCCUUGAAAUAUUAGGAAGCAUCAUCAAUGGCUUUGCAUUGCCACUGAAAGCCGAGCAUAAGCAGUUCCUAAUGAAGGUUCUUAUUCCUAUGCACACUGCGAAAGGACUGGCUUUGUUUCACGCUCAGCUGGCGUACUGUGUCGUGCAGUUCCUGGAGAAAGACACAACCCUGACAGAGCCUGUUAUCAGAGGACUGCUGAAAUUUUGGCCAAAAACAUGCAGUCAGAAAGAGGUGAUGUUUUUAGGAGAAAUUGAAGAAAUCUUAGAUGUCAUUGAGCCAACACAAUUCAAAAAAAUUGAAGAGCCCCUUUUUAAGCAGAUAUCCAAGUGUGUCUCCAGUUCUCACUUCCAGGUUGCAGAAAGAGCACUGUACUUCUGGAAUAAUGAAUAUAUUCUUAGUUUGAUUGAAGAGAAUAUUGAUAAAAUUCUGCCAAUUAUGUUUGCCAGUUUGUAUAAAAUUUCCAAAGAACACUGGAAUCAGACCAUCGUAGCACUUGUGUAUAAUGUGCUGAAAACCCUGAUGGAGAUGAACGGCAAGCUUUUUGAUGAUCUUACUAGUUCCUACAAAGCCGAGAGACAGAGAGAGAAAAAGAAAGAAUUGGAACGUGAAGAAUUAUGGAAAAAACUAGAAGAGCUGAAGCUAAAGAAGGCGCUCGAGAAACAGAACAGCGCAUACAACAUGCACGGUCUCCUCGGCUGCAAUACAAGUGCCAAAUAAGAGCAGCGCCCUCUGCUGGGCGGGCUUUUGUCCAUCUUCUGGGAUGUAUAAAACUUCAAAGCAACCUCAUCAGUAUAAUACAAUUAGGAGGCCAGUUUUACCUGGCGAGCGUAAGCGAAAGAAGUCGGACUAAACAUAGCCCUGUGCUGAUCAUGGCCACAGUGUAUUGUAACCUGUCUAAUCAUCGAUUGUCACUUACCGUCUGUGUUACAGUGAGGUGGUUGAUUGUGGGAGUGGUGGGAAUCGCGCUGCACACAGAGCAAGUCGUUCUCUGUGCUUUCACAAGGCUGCAGACCUUGGUUCAUCUGGGGAAAGCACUUCCGUAAGAUAACGGAGGCGGUGUCCUUCCCUCUCCCAGAGAGAUGGCGGGAUAAAAGCCCAACCUCUUAAAGAUACUGCCGCACUCUGGGGUCUGCAACACCUACGUUUCCAGGCUUCUGAAGCACAAAGUAUUAAAGCUGGGGGAAAAGUAAACCAAACCAAAAUUAUGUUCCCAAAUACCCCCUUCAGCAACAGCACCCCAGAAUGUAACAAAGUAGCGUCAGUGGGUGGACCCUAGGCUCACCUCUCCUUCAUUCCUCUCCUCUCCAAGGCUGGAGGCUCUGAGUCCCACUGUGUGAUGCAGACUGCUAGCUGUCACUGCCUGGCUUUAUUGAAAGGAAAUGCGUUGACUAUGUAGAGGCCAUGUACGUUCUACCUGGUCAAGUAUCUCUCACAUGUUACCAGUACCAUUCCAACCUCUUGCCUUGCUGUUGUACGGAACUGUUUUAUAAUGGAAGACCUUCACUGGGGAUUGAGCAGCAUUUAAUAAAGUCUAUGUUUGUAUUUUG